Thalassophryne amazonica is the source of this 6599-nucleotide messenger RNA. It is a transcript of the gene ptpn23a, whose product is annotated as protein tyrosine phosphatase, non-receptor type 23, a. The coding region runs from base 153 to 5960 and encodes 1935 amino acids. Gene Ontology annotation, molecular function: protein tyrosine phosphatase activity; protein binding. Gene Ontology annotation, cellular component: endosome. Gene Ontology annotation, biological process: protein dephosphorylation; protein transport to vacuole involved in ubiquitin-dependent protein catabolic process via the multivesicular body sorting pathway; early endosome to late endosome transport. The transcript has 24 exons. NCBI's taxonomy places the organism in Eukaryota, Metazoa, Chordata, Actinopteri, Batrachoidiformes, Batrachoididae. The record is from RefSeq and is a predicted model, not a curated record.
GUAGCUUCCUGUUGUAGUGUAAAUGGAUAACACAUACAUGACAUAGUUGCUUGGGAAAAGCUUUUGGCUGGGAAACUUGGUGUUCACAAAAUAAUCGGUUGGUUUGACAAAUUAACGGCGAACAGUUCUGCGGAGAGUGACCGGGGGCUGUGAUGGAGGCGGUGCCUCGCAUGCCGAUGAUCUGGCUGGACCUGAAGGAGGCUGGGGAGUUCCAGUUCAGCGCGGCCGUUAAGCAGUUCAUCUUGAAGAAUUAUGGAGAGAAUCCAGACAACUACAAUGAACAGCUGAAGAAACUGGAGACCCUGCGGCAGAGUGCGGUGAAUGUGACAAGAGACUUUGAGGGAUGCAGUACGCUGAGGAAGUAUUUUGGCCAGCUGCAUUACCUCCAGAGCCGUGUUCCCAUGGGAACGGGCCAGGAGGCUUCUGUGCCCAUCUCAUGGACUGAAAUUUUCUCUGGAAAAACAGUCACCCAUGAUGACAUCAGCUAUGAACAAGCCUGCAUUCUCUACAAUCUUGGAGCCCUGCACUCCAUGUUGGGAGCCAUGGAUAACAGAGUAUCUGAGGAGGGGAUGAAAGUGUCCUGCACACAUUUUCAGUGCUCAGCUGGCGCUUUCUCUUACCUGAGAGAUCAUUUCAGCCACAACUUCAGUGUGGACAUGAGCCACCAGAUCCUUAAUCUCAACAUCAACCUUAUGCUGGGUCAGGCUCAGGAAUGUCUACUGGAGAAGUCUAUGUUGGAUAACAGAAAGAGUUUCCUGGUUGCUCGCAUCAGUGCUCAGGUGGUAGAUUAUUACAAAGAGGCCUGCAGGGCCCUGGAGAACUCAGAGACAGCUUCCAUGCUGGGAAAGAUCCAGAAGGACUGGAAAAAACUGGUCCAGAUGAAGAUCUACUACUUUGCUGCAAUUGCACAUCUUCAUAUGGGAAAGCAGGCAGAGGAGCAGCAGAAGUUUGGAGAGCGGCUGGCAUACCUGCAAAGUUCUUUGGACAAACUCAAUGAAGCUGUCAAGCUGGCAAAGGGUCAACCUGACAGUGUGCAAGAAGCCUUGAGAUUCACCAUGGAUGUUAUCGGUGGAAAGUUUAAUUCUGCCAAAAAGGACAAUGACUUCAUUUACCAUGAAUCAGUUCCUUCUCUGGAGACUCUAGCCUCAGUCAAAGGCGCCCCACUGGUGAAAGCUCUGCCAGUCAAUCCAACUGACCCCACUGUAACUGGACCAGAUCUGUUUGCCAAACUGGUGCCAAUGGCUGCUCAUGAAGCCUCAUCUCUGUACAGUGAGGAGAAAGCCAAGCUGCUGAGGGAUGUAAUGGCCAAAAUUGAAAGCAAGAAUGAGACACUAGAACAGUUCAUGGACUCUCUUGGGUUGGAACCAGAAUCUGUGGACAACCUGGAGAUGUAUAGCCACAUCCCACCUGUCCUGAUGGAGAAGUGUGCUGCUCUCAGCGUUCGGCCUGACACUGUCAAGAGCCUGAUCCAGUCCAUGCAGGUCCUGUCUGGUGUUUUCACUGAUGUGGAGUCUUCACUGAAGGAGAUCAGAGAUGUCCUCGAGGCAGAUGAAGCAAGCGAACAGACCCUCAAGGAGGUCGGUGGCCCUGCUGCUGGCGAUGUGCACCCUUCAGCUCAGGCCCAAGCUCUGGUUGAGAUCCACAGGGACCUGGAGAAGUACAUGGAAGCUCACGAGAAGGCCAGCUUCACGAACACGGAGCUCCACCGUGCCAUGAACCUUCACAUCAGCAAUCUGCGUCUGCUGGGAGGCCCACUGGAAAGUCUGAGAGAGGCCCUUCCCCGGCCCCAGCUGAGCGAAGAGGAAGUGGCGGGACUGCAGUGCAUGAAGCGGAUCCUUGGAAAAGUGCAGGAGAUGAGGGAACAGAGAGGUUCUUUGGAGAAACAGCUGCGGGACCUCAUCCAGCAAGAUGACAUCACCUCCACUCUGGUCACCACCGAGAGAGCUGACAUAAAACAAGUGUUUGAGGAGCAGUUGAAGAAAUAUGAGCAAGUGAAGGUGUACAUUGAUCAGAACCUGGCAGCUCAGGAAAACAUUUUGAAGGCACUGACUGAGGCGAAUGUCCAGUACGCUUCUGUACGCAAGGGUCUGACCCAGAUGGAGCAGCAGUGGAACAGCACCGUGCAGAUGCUGGUGGCCUCUUAUGAAGCCUACGAAGACCUGAUGAAAAAGUCACAAGAGGGAAAGGAGUUUUAUGAUGACCUUGAAACCAAAGCUUCUCGUCUCCUAGAUAGAGCAAAGACCCUGUGUGACACAAGAGCAGAGGAGAGGAAACCCAUCCUUGACAGAGAAAUCCAGAAGAAGCCUCCAGCACGACCAACAGCAGCAAAACCCUCUCUGCAGCCUAAAGCCCCUGAUGUAGACUCUGCAUGCUCGAGCCUGGAGGACCCAGAAUUGGCACAGCUUAGUGCAGCCAUCAUGGCCUUAGGUGGUGACCUACCUGAGGAACUUCGCAGCCUUCCACCUGAUAUUUCCUCCCUUCCCACCUCUACGGUUCGUGGUCCUGGUCCAGAAGCCUUCCUUCCCCCUGCUGUUAACCUGAGUGGCAGUAGCUCUCUUCCAUGGCCUGGUGCACCAUCUGCCAGUCUUCCUCACUUCCCUACUAACUUGCCCCCUCCAGGGCUCUUGGCCCGGAUUACUCAGUUUCCUGCUGCUGGUGGCAUAGCGCGCACUGGUCCCCUCCCUCAGAUAACACAAUUGCCACCACAAAUGCCAAGCCAGUCAGCAUUAUCAGGAUAUAGACUUCCUCAUCAUCAGAGUCCUCAACUUGGUCCUGUUGCUCCCACCCAAGUCCGACCCUCCACCACCACCGUUGACAGUGUCCAGGCUCCUAUUCCCAGCUACAGUCCUACACCGCGCCACCCUGUGCCUCCUGCAGCCUCUACUGGCUACAGUGUACCUCCACAGAUGGGGGCCUACCCCCAGUUCAUGCCUCAACCAGCAAUGCCCAUUCAACAUCCAACUCAAAUUUCUGUACCCCAAACACAGCAACAGAAACACUUGCAGCCACAACGGUUCGCCCAACCAACUGGACAACCACUUCCUCAUGGGUACCAGGCUGACCCUAGGGCUGCUCCUGGCCCUCACCCUCAACUUCAAGUCCAGCAAGCAUAUCAACAUGAAUACAUACCUCCACAGCCUGGUGUUCCUCCCCAGUACCAGCAGGUAUACCCUGGUCAGCUGCCGCAACAGCUUCGAAAUGGCUUUCAGCCUCGGGCUCAGAUUUGCCAAGGAUACCAGACUCCACAGGGAUAUGUACCCCAGCAAAUUAUGCCAGGCUCAUUGUCAAGACCACCUCAGACUCAAAUGCCUCCUCAAAGUGCACAACCACACAUGCCCUCAGUUUCUCAGACAACUCCCCCUAGUUCACAGCCCUACUUGCACUCUACACUAACUGGGCCUUCUCACCCACUCAUAUUAUCACAGCAGCAACAAAUCGCAUUGCACUCUAAUGUCCACCAGAUGCCACCCAAUCCACAGAUGCAGAUAGCAGGUGGACCCAGAGCACAAAUACCCAUUGCAAACCAAGUAGUGCCUCCAGUCUCACAGAAUUACAUUCCUCCAACUAAUCAACAAAUUCACCAGACCCUUCGUCCACAGAUGCCUCCUGCCUGUCAACCACAAAUCAUUGCUUGUCCUCAGGCUCAUCUGCCAAGGGCUUCUCUUCCACAGAUGCCCCCAAACACUCUACCACCACAACACCACUCCCACCCUGGACAAAUUUUCAUACCAAAUAUGCCCCAGCAGCCUAUGCAGAUACCCAGUGCAUCCCAGGCUCAACCCACUCACACUGGGGGUGUUGGCUACCCUGGUGGAGCUCAAACAAUGCCACACCAGACUCUGGCUCCACAACCCAUAGCUGCUCAGCAGCCUCAAGGUCCUCAUCCCCAACCUUCUUCGAUAUACCCACCAGCUCCAGGAACUACUGUACCUUCAACCCCUCAGCAAACCAAUGUCAUGGGUCUUCAUGGACCACAUGCUGUUUCUUCUCAACAUAUGAUACAGCCCACACCUGGAGGCACUUCAGCGUCAGCUCAACCACCUAACGCUGUCCCUCCUUCCCCAUCUCCAACCCCCUCUCCAUCUCCAGGACCUGCAUCUUUAGGUCUGAACCCAGGACAGAGACCCACUCCAGUUCCUACCACUAGUGGCAUAGCUCACCCGACUCUUCCCUCUCAGUCAGUCGUACCUCCCUCCACCUCACUGUUUCAGCUGCAGAACUCAAGUACAGAUGACCUCCUUUCCUCAAGCCCAGAAAGCCAACCAGGAGGCACUAAGGCCCCUACCAAUGUGCUCCAGCCAACUAAAGCUGACCCACAGGACGGUGAGCGCCGUAAGAAGAGCUCACAGGGAGUUCUCCUGAUCCAUGGUGACCCAUAUCAAGCCCCAGAGCGUGUUGCCCAUCUUCAUGCUGAGCUGGAAUAUUACAGAGCUCAGGUGGAAUCUCUGGAGCAGCCCUCGGAGAAUGAGGGUGGCUUGUCAGUGCUGGAUGCCAGCUGGAAAGGGCUCCAAGAUCAGCAGGAGAAAGAUUCCCGCCAACUCUCUAUUGCUAUUGCCCGCUGUUACACGAUGAAGAACCGUCACCAAGAUGUUAUGCCCUAUGACAUCAACCGUGUGGUGCUGCAGUCGGGCAAAGAUGAUUACAUCAAUGCCAGCUAUGUGGAAGAUUUGUCACCAUACUGUCCACGGCUCAUUGCAACGCAAGCUCCACUCACCGGCACGGCGGCAGACUUCUGGCUGAUGGUGUAUGAGCAGAAGGUGUCACUGGUUGUCAUGCUCGUUUCAGAGCAAGAGCUGGAGAAGGGAAAGGUUCUACGCUACUUCCCAACGGAGCGCGGCCAGCAGCUCUCUCAGGGACCAAUCAUGCUCAGCCUAACAACACAGAAGAUGACACCAACUCACGUGGAACGCAUGAUUAGCCUGCAGUAUCGUGACCAAAGCCUGAAACGCACCGUCGUCCAUCUUCAGUUCACUUCUUGGCCGGAGCUGGGGCUCCCUGACAGCAAGAGUAACCUCCUUCGCUUCAUCCAGGAGGUUCACGGACACUAUCUCCACCAGAGGCCCUUACACACACCUGUUGUGGUGCAUUGCAGCUCGGGCGUGGGACGCACUGGCGCCUUCUGCCUGCUGUAUGCAGCAUUGCAGGAGCUGGAGGCAGGAAAUGGGAUUCCAGACCUUCAGGUUCUGGUGAAGAAGAUGAGACAGCAGAGGAAGAAUAUGCUGCAGGAGAAGCUGCACCUGAAGUUCUGCUACGAGGCAGUGCUGAAGCAUGCUGAGCAAGUUCUUCAGCGGCAUGGCAUCACUACUGCCACCUACAGCAAGAACAACAGUGCUGCAGCCACAAAGUCUUACUCCAGACAGGAGUCACAGCAGGACAUCGUGCUUGGUGGUGAUAUGCCCAUCAGCUCCAUCCAAGCCACAAUCGCCAAGCUCAGCAUCAGACCACCCAGCACCAGUGACCCCACCAUGGAAGCCGGCAGCUUCUGUGGCCCAGAGGAACCGUCAGUUCAUAUCUCACCCAACCUAGACUUGACGGGCGAUAUCCAAAUGCUCCUGGCGCCUUCCCUGCCUGCAGAUCUCCAGGCUCCUGCCUCAGUUAGCCCACCUCUCUCUCCGCCAUCUUUCUCCCCUAUGAAGUCACACUCUCCUCCACCCAAUGGGGUGGAAGCAGCAUCUCCCUCAGCAUCACCACCACUGGAUCCUCACCUCAUCCCAGAGGUAGCGCCCAGCACCAGUCCACCUCCCUCUUGCUGUCCUCCGGUUCCUUCGUCCCUGGAGCUGCUGGCAGCUUUGACCCCUGAGGCCUUCUCCAUGGACGGAGGGGGCAAGGGUAAGCAUCGGGUGACAAAGCAGAGCUUCCUCCAACCUGCUGAUGGUCAGGGUCUCCAUGGGAGCCGAGAGGACGGCAGUGACGACCCGCUCAGUAGCCUGGACCCCCUCUGGAGCCUCAACAAACGCUGAAACAACUCCGAUUGCUGUCCACCUUCUCCUCUCUUCACCACCAGAGGGCAGCAGUGGCCCUUAUGUUCUUUCUUAUUCUAUUUUCACCAUGGAAACAGUCCUGAGGGAAGCUGCAGACGUCAUCUUAAAUUACCGAGAUGUGCCUGGUGGUGGAUGAUCAAGGUCUGGAGUGUUAUGAUUUUGUAAGACUGACUCUUAAAUAUCUUCUUUCAUCACUGCACCACUGGGACCACGUGGCUAUGCACUCGUCUGUCUUCAGUUCUGCCGUGUGCGCUGCCAGCAUUAUGCCUGUGAUGUGGCCAGCAAUCCCAGCAUGCACCAUCACAUCCUUUGGUGGAUUGUUGUCAUGGAUACACAAAGGCCUUGAUGAUGUCUGAUUGAUUUAAUGACCAAAAAGAAAACCAGUUUUGUGAAGUUGCUGGGCAGAGACUGAAGCUGCCAUGGUGACGUGACCUUGACUCAAUCUGCAGUGCGCCACGUUUAGUCGCUAUGGUAACACAAAGCAGCCAAUGUCUUUAAGCAUUAACUUUGUAACGCUGUAAAUAGCUUGAAGACUAUUACAACAAUCCCUCUGGUGGUAAUUUUAAAACUUUUACUAACUGUUGAAUAUUGUACAAACAAAAUAAAAAGUAGACAACC